Messenger RNA from Synchiropus splendidus (mandarinfish), 3769 nucleotides. RefSeq names its product syntaxin 16 (gene stx16). Gene Ontology annotation, molecular function: SNAP receptor activity; SNARE binding. The record is from RefSeq and is a predicted model, not a curated record. The coding region runs from base 1786 to 2598 and encodes 270 amino acids. Lineage: Eukaryota; Metazoa; Chordata; Actinopteri; Syngnathiformes; Callionymidae. Gene Ontology annotation, biological process: vesicle-mediated transport; vesicle fusion; intracellular protein transport. The transcript is spliced from 8 exons. Gene Ontology annotation, cellular component: membrane; endomembrane system; SNARE complex.
UAUUAUGUGUGUGUUUGCAUUUAGCCAGGUUUAGGUAGUCUACUGUGUGUUUGCACAUAGCCAGUGUUUUCACCUAGUGUAUCUAUAUUUAGCUAAUUUAGAUGAAGUUUUCUGUGUGAUCGUUUUUCACAUAACCUGCUUUUGUCACUUUUUAAAGGGAUGAACUGUAAACAACACGUUUUUAUAGAUAAUGCAUGCAUGCACAUAAUGUUCAGCUGGUGUUUUGUAUCAUAUUGUGUCUGUCACGCUCAUCCUUUCUUCAGUAGAUGCUUAAUUGUUGUUAAUGUUUAUGAUGUAGCUGUCCUGGCGAUCUGUCCCUUCAACUCCUGUGCAUGGAAGCUCUAUUUUUGCUUCAUCUCUCCCUCAAACACAAGCAAUCACAUUUACUGUAUAAUAUUCAUACAGAAGCUGAAUCAAGGUAAAGCUUGGUCAGUCAGUAAUGCUAAUGGUUGCAUAACCAUUGUUGCCUAUUGUAUAGAUAGUAAGGUAGUUUGCGAUCUAUAAGCUGAUUUAUAAGACAUUUUAAUUGUCAUUCCUUAUCUUUAUUUAUUAUUUAUUUAUUUAGAUUUAGAUUUAUUUAUUUUAUCAAAUAUACCUUGUAAAUACCUGCAUACAAGGUAGACCAUCCUGCUCUCUAGCACAGUAGACACUGAGGAUGUCGAAUUAUAUAUAAGUAUGUUUGCUUUUUUUUUCGGUAGGUUUGCUUUUGGUUGGCAGCUUCAUACAUGAAGCAUUAAUUCACAUCCUUUCAAACAAUGUGGCAUUGAGGUUAACCUCAGAACCUUUAAAAGGUCUUGGCAAGUGAUGUAGUCUUGUAUUUGAAAGUGGAGGACGAUGUAAUUGAUGAAUGAAAAACACUCCACAUAUUCUACUUUGAAAGUGCUUGACCUCUUUAUGGUGAGACUUUUGCAGGCUACACUUUUUUUCCCUAACUUGGCAUUAACCAUGGAGUUUUGUUCCAUGACCUUGGUCACUAGUGGCUCACUAAUGUCCAUCUGAAUUCUCCAAAUUCACCUUUGGCUGUAAGCAUGAUACCAAAUUAUAGAGAAAAAAAAGAAACAUUUGACAGCAUUACAGUGUAAUCUAUCGCUGUGUCAUUUCACUUUCCAUGUAAAGGUAAGCUUUUUUUAGUCUUAGGAAAUGUGGGAAUACAUUUUUAUUUUUUACUUGGAUAAUAUUACAUGGCUAUAGUGCAAUAUUUAUUCAAACAUUUAUCACUGCCACAGUCUAAUCAGGCCUUAGUUUUCCCCGGUGUCAACCUGAAAUCUGCCUGGUGCCGAUUUCAAGCGCAACACUCUUUAUACAUGAUAAUGUUGACUCAAAUAGCAAUGGUGAUUUUAUUUUAUUUUUUUCGCACUUGCUAAGCAUAUCAGUACUGCACAACGGUGUCCUUCCUUCAAUCCCAGCAGCCCUCCUCAGUCUCUUUCCCACGCUGUUGCUGUCUUUAAAACCUGUAUCACUGCUGUUUACUGGUCGAGAUGUAGGAGAAACCUUUCUGUCUGCAAGAUGACAGUCGUUUAAACAAGCCCUGAAUACAGUGGCGCUGACUGGGCUGAAUAAAUAUUAGCCUCUUCAUCAGAUUUGAGUUACUAUUUAUCUGCACAAAUUCAUGCAAAAGUAAGUCCACUGCGGCAGCGCUGCUGUCUCUGGCGCUUGUGUCUUGUUCACUGCUGAUUUGCUGGGUUUUCACCUGCUGCCUUUCUCUUUUUCCUCCUCCUUUUUUCGGAUGGAUCUCGAUCUCUCUGCCAUUGUCUUUAGGAGCUUGAUGAGUUGGCGGACGACCGGAUGGCACUGGUGUCUGGAAUAAGUCUGGACCCUGAAGCUGCCAUCGGUGUGACCAAAAAACUCCCCCCGAAAUGGACAGAAGGAAUCGAUGAGAUUCAGUAUGAUAUCACACGAGUUCGGCAAAAGAUGAAAGAGUUGGCAUCACUGCACGACAAGCAUAUGAACCGUCCCACGCUGGAUGACAGCAGUGAAGAAGAGCAUGCCAUUGAAAUAACAACACAGGAGAUCACACAGAUGUUCCAUCGAUGCCAGCGAGCUGUAACCGGUUUACAAUCCCGCUGUGGCCACUGCACCGAGCAGGAGGAGAGAUUGCUGAGAAAUGUUGUGUCGUCUUUAGCGCAGAGUCUGCAGGAGCUUUCCACCAGUUUCAGACACACACAGUCCAGCUACUUAAAACGUAUGAAGAACCGGGAGGAGAGGUCGAAGCACUUUUUUGACUCUGGGCCUCUGAUGGAAGAAGAUGAGGAACUGGCCGUCUAUGACAGAGGUUUCACGGACGAUCAGCUGAUGCUGGUGGAGGAGAACACGGUGAUGGUGGAGGAGCGAGAGCGAGAGAUCCGUCAGAUUGUUCAGUCUAUAUCAGAUCUGAAUGAGAUUUUCCGAGACCUUGCAAGCAUGGUGGUGGAGCAGGGCACUGUUCUCGACAGAAUUGACUUCAAUGUGGAGCAGGCUUGUGUGAAAACUGAGGACGGCCUGAAACAGUUACAGAAGGCGGAGCAGUAUCAGAAGAAAAACCGAAAGAUGCUGGUCAUUUUGAUCCUUUUCGUCAUCAUUAUCGUUCUAAUCAUUAUUCUUUUUGGAACUAAGUUUUAGCCAGGCAUUCCAGUACAGGCUCUUUGUUCUGUUCGUGUGUGUGUGUUGUGCAGCUGUGUGGACCUGAAGAGAAGGCGUCUGCAGUUGAACAUUUGCGGAUGUUUUGGUUCGUUUUAAUCAAACUAUCGCAGCCCAGGCUGUCUGAUGUGUCGCACUCCAGGUCACAUGACUGGUGAAAGAGCUCAGCUGGAGGGAGAGAAAAGACUCUUGUGCUGUCACAGCGUGAGUUCUUGACUUGAACGUGUAAACUGUGUUGUGUGCAGAUGAUUUCUUUCUGUCUGACUGUGCAACGUCAUUUCCUCUCUUCGGUUAUGUCCUGCCUCAGUAUUUCACUCGCAACACUACAAUAGCAGUAAUGUUAACAUAUACAGUAGUAAUCACAUACCAAAAAUAGCUUCAGUUGAAGGACUCCAUGUGUUUUAUGUAUGUUAGAAUGAAACUCUUGUAACCACCGCUGUUUGCCUAUUGAGGGAGGGGGGCGGAGCUCCCUCCGGUUCGUAGUGACAGGCAAACGAAGCCUCGUGACGCAGUGUUUAAAAAUACUUAAAAAAUCAAAGCACUAGACGAUUGAGUUACCAGCUGAAGUGUUUGAUAAUUGAGACACUGGUUAAUGACGCUUCAUUUGUCACCGCUACAGUUUGUCUUGUGAUUUUAUGAAUCGCCUGUUCACACUUCAGAAAGUGCUGAUUUUAAAACUCUUGAAUUAGCUUUGCGUAAAGUGCUACCUUUCUCUUUAUUUAAAAUGCAGUUUGCACAUUUUGGAGUCAUGCUUAUGGAAGGUUGGAGGUGAUGUGAUGGAUGUAGUACUACUGGCAUCUGUAUGAUGAAAAGAGUUUAUAUUUGGGUCUGGAUCGGGACCGAACAUUUGUGGCACGUGUUUGUAGCCAUGACCAAACAAUCAUUGUCCAACACUUAACUGUGACAAAAGCCCAACACAAGCAGCAGCGAGGAGUUCUCUUUUAUUUCUGUUCCAUUCUUUUGAAGUUCUAGUCGUGAAAGCCUUGUUACCUAAAAGUCUAGUGAGCGGAAUAAGAUGAAGAUAUUUAUUUCACAUAUCUGUAAAGUUAAACUGUUGACUAAGUGUGAAAACAAUGCUUGGCUGGUGCUCCAACUGUUUCCUCCAAAAUUGAGACGAUGGCAACAUUUUUUUUUAAAUAAACCUGGAACAAGA